Caenorhabditis elegans is the source of this 1387-nucleotide messenger RNA. Lineage: Eukaryota; Metazoa; Nematoda; Chromadorea; Rhabditida; Rhabditidae. The record is from the annotation of a RefSeq genome assembly.
AUGUCAACAGAGCAGCAGCAAUUAAUUUUUACAGGAAAUAAAAGACGAAAUGACUACAAAAAAAUUUCAAAUUGCGACACUACUACGAUAAUACUCAUUAUUUUAUUCUGCAGUGGAGUUUUAUCAAUUUGUAUUGCAACGGGCUCUGGUUUUAUAGUAAUGAUUAUUCGUCUUCUACUCGGUUUAAAAAACUUACAACAACCACAAUUAAUCCGGCAACCUCCGCUACAACUGGAAAUACUUCAUCAGCAACUUCAACAACGAAAUCUCCAAAAAUAGCCACAAAGACGCCGUUCUGUAAAAAACGAAUUGUAGGAUUCUUCACGGAUACCCAGUCAACUGAAAUUACAGUUGAUCAACUUUCCAAGCUGACUCACGCGGUUUUCGCAUUUGCUAAAAUGGAUUAUCUUCGAAGUUUAAUAUUGAGAAAGAGCCCACGAUUUGAGGAGUUGAAGAGAGUCGCAGCGACAUCCAAUUCCGGUGUGAAAAUAAUGAUUUCAAUUGGCGGUGACGAGAAUUCACAGUACUUCUCAUCUGUGCUUUCCGAUAUCACCAUGUGUAAACUCUUCAUUGAAUCUAUCAUUGCAUUCAUUCAUACAAAUUCAAUCGAUGGAAUGGACAUACAUUGGAAGUGGGUUCCUGAAACUAAAGAAGAUGUCUACGUAUCAUUUCUUCGUAAUUUACAUAAAGCUUUACAAAGAGAAUUAGAGGGAUUAAGAGAUCCACUGACAUUGUCUGUAGUUGUUCCACACUACAUAAAUCACCGAGAGGCUGGAUACAGUAUACCGGAUAUUUUGAAGUACGUUGAUUUUGUGAACGUUUUCACAAUGGAUUAUUAUGGACCGAGUGAUGGCUCUACUGGACCUUUGUCUCCUUUGUACUCCGGACACCUGGACAAAAAACUGUUGACUCGACAAUAGAAUAUUAUGCGUGUGCAACAGGAAAACCAAGCAAAUUCAAUAUUGUGAUCCCAUUUUUCGUGAGGCAAUGGAAAAAUGUUGGAGAAACUGUGCGAGAACAUGAAUCGGAAGUGUUCAGAAAUGUGGCAGAUGCUGAUGAAAACAGUGAGGAAAGUGCCUAUAUGUCCCGAAAAACAGUCGCUAAAGAGAAGAUCCGACUAACUCUUCCAUCGUGGGAUACCUUAACUGAGACUUCUUCUAUGUACAAUAACUCAACGAAGACAUUUCUGGCAUUUGAAACCGAGAAAAGUAUACAUGCAAAAAUAGAAUAUGUGAUGAACAAGAAUUUGGGUGGAGUUUGGAUUUGGUCAGUGGAUAUGGAUGAUGAACGUUAUCACAGUUUGCUGAGUACUAUUCCAUCAAAGAAGUUUUGCUCAGCUGAUAAUAAGAAUGAUGAUAAAUAUGGAUGCCGCCAAAAUGUUCUUUAA